This is a messenger RNA of Linnemannia hyalina, 2202 nucleotides long. The record is from the annotation of a GenBank genome assembly. NCBI's taxonomy places the organism in Eukaryota, Fungi, Mortierellomycota, Mortierellomycetes, Mortierellales, Mortierellaceae.
AUGUCAUGGACAAAAUUCGAUUCUGUGACCCUGGAGUUUACGAGGAUUGUCAUCGCUGUCCAGGUCAUGGCAGCAGGAGUUUCGCUACCCAGGUCGUACAUGGUGAAAGAGAAGCGGUCGCUGUUUAUGAUGAUUGUGCCGCUCAUGGUUCUGAUGUGGCUCACGUCAGCCUUGUUGAUCUGGGCCAUGAUUCCCAACCUAGAUUUCGUCGAGUCAAUGGUACUGGCAGCAUGUGUGACACCCACGGAUCCUGUCUUGUCCAACUCGGUCGUCAAGGGUCGCUUUGCAGAGAAGCACGUGCCACCCAGGAUUCGCUACCUACUCUCCGCAGAGUCCGGUAUCAACGACGGCAUGGGACUACCCUUUUUGUUCCUGGGUCUCUACUUGAUGCGCGAGAGGACGAUCGGAACUGCGGUCGCCAAAUGGUUCUAUAUGGUCUGGGCAUACCAGAUUCUGCUGAGUAUUGUCCUUGGAGGCUUGAUUGGCGCGGCGGCUAGGAAGUUGGUCAAGGGUGCCAAGAACAGGAAUCUGAUUGACAAGGAGUCGUUCUUGGUGUUCUCGAUUGCGUUGGCUUUGGCUGUUGCAGGAUGUGUCAGUAUCUUGGCGUCGGAUGAUCUGCUCGCGUGUUUUAUUGCCGGCAACGUCUUUGCCUGGGACGACUGGUUUUCAAACGAGAUUGCAGAGGCGCAUAUUCAGGAGACGAUCGAUAUGCUUCUCAACUUGGCGUGUUUUGUCUACAUUGGCGCCUCAAUCCCAUUCGCCAACUUCCACGACAUGGCCCUAGAACUCUCCGUCUGGCGCCUCAUCGUACUCGCAAUCUUGAUCCUCAUGCUGCGUCGACUCCCCUUUGUGAUGGCGCUCAAGAGGUUCAUUCCGGCGUUAGCCAGUUAUCGAGAGGCAGCGUUCGCAGGGUGGUUCGGACCCAUCGGUGUCGGAGCUGUGUUUUUCUCCAAAGUGACCGCAUCCUUAACCAACCCCGACAACCUGGGCGACAAUCCGCAUAAUGUUGAGCGACUCCUUCGUGUUCGAUCGGUGGUUUAUCCUGUCGUCAUGUUUUUGGUCCUCUCGAGCGUGUUGAUCCAUGGUGUCACGGUGCCGUUGCUGCAUCUGCAGUACAAGUAUACGAGGACUUGGUCCAGGAAGCGGGAGGAGUCGAGCCAUGUGGUCACACGACUGCCGCAUAUUAAUAUUGGGGAUGAGAUUGUGUUCCGCCCUCCGACUACCAGUGCGUCGAGCGUUGGUGGGUUAAUGGAGGGCGAUGCUGAGCAGCGGACGAUUGGGUAUGACAACCAGAGGUCUAUUAAUCAGAGGUCGAUGCUGGGAUUCAAUGGGUAUGGACCGGAUCUGAGCAGAACGAGUACCAACAACACUAGGACUCUGGAUGAUGUGGUCCAGGAGAUGAGGGAGGCUGCAAAGGUUAAAGGAGUCAGAAGUCCGAAUGCUGCGGUAUUGAGUAUGGGUGGUUCUACCCCUGUUCUUGAUAGUAGUGGAGUGCAUCCAUUGGCGAUGGUCAGCAGCAACGAGUCACCUUACCCCAAGAUCCAGAUCGAUGACCGCGGUAGUCAUAACAGCAACAGGAGUGCAGGACAGCAUCAACAGGAGUUCGACAUUGGUGCUCCGAACGACGAGGCACAGAUCUUGCAGUCGUUGAAGGCGAGUCAUCCGGCGAGCCAGGGCCUUCGUAUCCAGCAGCAGCAGUCGUUGUCGAGCGGUGCCCGGUCGGUGUCUGGUUCUGGAUCCUCGGAUGAUUCAGCAAGGACUAUAUCUGGAUCCCUCCUUGACCCGCCACCAUUGUUGUCGAAUCAGCAACAUAUAUUACAUGGUAGUGACACAGAACAAAUCAUGGCCGAAUAUCUUUACGACGAUCCUCGCCACCAAAGGAACAGCAACGAGUACCGAGAAGUGGAGCGGGAGGAGGAUAAUGGAGUCAUUCGGAUCGUGACCCACGAGGCCGGGAAACCAGAUCAGGUGCAGAUCCAACUUGACCAGAGACACGAAGAUCAUCCUCACCAAGUAGACCAACAACUACUGCAACAGCAAAGGCAACCUCCUGUCCUUCCGUAUGGGCCAUUGAAUGUCGGAUCUGCGUCGACACCACCCGCCCCACAACCACAUCAAGCACAGCAACAUCAGCCGCCACCAUCAUCGUCACGAAGGCAGCAACAUGCCUUCCAUGUCGACAUCGAUUCUUCAUCUCCUUGA